AUGAAAGCAGCGCAGUUUGAGAGGAUGCGACUGCUGUUUCGCAACGUCCAUGCGAUUGGAAAGAAGAUGAGGCCAUUCUCUGACUACGUUUGGAUGUGCGAGGUGGAUGAAAAGAAAGGGUUAGCUGUAGGAAAGACAUACAGAAAUGCAAACCAGGCCCAAGUCUUCAUGCACUAUAUAGCAGAGAUUGAAAGGAGGAAGGUAAAGGAGGAGAUAUCUGCUACCAAGUUCAUCUCUAUAAUGGUAGAUGGAUCAACAGACAGCAGUGUAAUGGAAGAAGAGUUGGUCUACACUAGAAUGAGCAGAGCAGGAAAAGUCAAGGUGCAGUUUGUGGGCAUCCAGGCAUUGAAAAAGGCAGAUGCAGCACAUAUUACAGAUGCAAUAUGCUCCCAGAUGUCUGCAAUCAGUGGCGGUGAGGAUUGGAAGGGAAAGCUAGUUGCUUGUGGGACGGAUGGAGCGGCCGUUAUGACAGGAUCCAAGACAGGAGUUGUCAGCAGGCUUCGUGGGGAAAGGACGUACAUUUUAGGAGUCCACUGUAUGGCACAUCGCCUUGAGUUGGCUUUUAAAGAUGUAAUGAAGACCAACAAUCUGUGUAGGAAAGUUGAGGACCUCUUAACUGGCCUGUUCACCUUCUAUCACAGGAGCCCACUGAACAGAGCCAAAUUAAAAGACAGUUUCUCCGUGCUAGGUAUAAAACCCCUGAUGGCCACCAGAAUAGGAGGUACAAGGUGGGUCUGUCACCUAUUGAGGGCCUUGGACCAUUUCCUUAGGGGGUUUAAGGGGAUUGUACAGCACCUUGAGCAGAUGCAAUCACCAGACGAUGAAGGGGUAAAUGCUGCUCAACAGAGCAAGGCACGAGGGUUCUACAAGUUGAUGACUGAUGGAGAUGUACUUAAGUUCAGCAGCUUCCUGCAUGAUACGUUGACUCAUCUCAGCAACCUGUCCUUGAAAUUGCAGCAGUCAUGUUUAACAGUAGCUGAUGUCCACAGUUGCCUGACCUCCACCCAGGCUGUGAUCCUCAAAUAUAAAUACAGACCUGGACCAAUGCUGAGGAAGGUGUUGGAUUCCAACACCUACCAGGGUGUUAACCUGAGACCUAGUGACACCAGCCACAUGAUGGCUAACAAAGACAAGCUUCUGGACAAGCUGUCCGACAGCAUGGACAACAGAUUUGGGGAUGUGGGGUCUGGAAUCCUGAACGAUUCAAAGAUAGUGAGCUUUCAACAAUGGCCUGAUCCAGAAAACAGUGCAGACUUUGGUGAUUUAGAAGUGGACAGGCUCACAAGUCACUUCAAGCCAAUAUUGAUCUCUUCUGGAGUUGAUGUCGAUCUGAUUGCAGACCAGUGGACCAUCAUCAAGUCCUGCCUCUACAAGGAGCCACAGGCACUGGAGAAGAUCACCUGGACUGAAGUUAACAGGAUGCUGAGGGAGACAUGCCCUGACUUCCUGGACCUUGUGGAUCUGGUGUUAUGCAUGCCAGCAUCAACAGCAGACUGUGAGCGUGGUUUUAAUGUAAUGAAGAUGGUAAAGUCUGAUUGGCGGUCCAGUCUCAAGUGUGAGACACUGUCUGACCUGCUCUUUGUCCAUCUGUCCUCCCCCUCAAUCAAAGACUUUGACCCUAGCCCAGCAGUUGAGAUGUGGCAUGCAAGCAGCAUACGGUCAAGGAGACCAGAUCUCAUGGAAGAUGCAGCAGAGGAGGAGGAAGAGGAUUGCAUGUGUUCUUUAUUUGUGGACUCUGAUUAGGAGCAGUUAGUAUACUGUCUGUGACACUGGAAAUCAAUUAAUAAAUAUAUGUAUAUAUUUUUUAGUUAUAACUUGUAUUAAUUUAGUUAAUAACUUGACAGCACUUAAAUAUUCUUACAAAAUAAAGAACAAUGUUUGUGCAAUUCAUAUUUUUCAUCUUUACAAGGCAAAAAAAAAACUGGCUGGUAAAAAGUCACUGUGGCAGGUGGAUUUCUA
Paramisgurnus dabryanus is the source of this 1959-nucleotide messenger RNA. The record is from RefSeq and is a predicted model, not a curated record. NCBI's taxonomy places the organism in Eukaryota, Metazoa, Chordata, Actinopteri, Cypriniformes, Cobitidae.